AUGUCAUCGGGCAAGCUUCAGUCAGAUCAGUCCCCUACUGAGGAACCGCCGCCGGCCGAUGCAGCACAUGUUGCGCCUAAAGCCAUUCGGUGCGACAGACGGCCGCGGACGAGUGCUGCGACCGGAGGUGCCGAAAGCUUCUCCUCCGUUGCCGAGCGACUUGAAAAGAUCGAAAGCCUCAUGGAUGUUCUGACAGGAGACCCUCAUACCCGUUCCAGGAUCGAUGAGCACUUCACCCAAGCUCGCCGCACGCCGUCUACAACUUCUGGGAAGACCCUUACGGCCCACCAAGACCAUCAGACCAUUCAAGCCACUACUCCUUCAUCCUUGCACUCCAACUCUCAGCCAUCAUCGCUCCACAAUACUCAGUCUUCAACCCCACAGUACCGCAAGGUUGAAGGCGUGGCCGAUGAUGAUGGCGAAGCAAAUGAUAGCGGGGACAUUGAAGCUGAAGGCCCCUCUUCCUUGUCAGCCCACUCCAAGUUUGCAGCAGACUAUAUCGAAGGGAUAGUCGCCCUCAAUGGGGGGGAGAGUUCCAGUGGCGAUACUCUUGGUCUUCUCAAUGACCUUCAACAUAAGAUUCUAGUAGUCCGCAAGAAUCAGCGGUCUUUGAAACACAGGCUUCCCACUCUGGGCGAAGCUUCAUUGUCAACUCGCAGUCACAAAGAUAUGAUACCACUCGACGUAGCUAUUCAACUCCUCCGAAAAAGUCGCAGUCUCCUCGGCGAACCACACAUGAUGAAAGACGAAGGUGAGAAUCUCAUCGAGAGAGAAAAACAGUAUGUGAAUGUUUUCGCUCUCGUUCUCGGGUCUUACUGCUACAUUCAAGUUCGGAUGGCUAGGCUCGCCGGCAUGAUUUACACAGAUCUAUACUCGGCACAAUCACUACUCCUGGACUCUGAGACGAGACGAGCUAGUAUGGAAUCCCUCUCUCGGCACGCGCGAGAGAUACACGAAGAUACUCUGGCGAGCAAGGCUCAUUUCGAGCGACUCGGCUAUUACGAAACGUCACGGCCCUGCCUUGAGUACCUGUUCAUCGGGGACGAAGUUGCUCACUUCUCGGUCCUUACUAUGAUACACCGCGCUGCGCCAAGCGAAUCACUGGCACAGCCUUUCUCAAAUGAAUGCAUUGCAUAUGCCAGACAGGCAUUUGCGCGCCACGAUAGCUUCGAUAAGAGCAAGAGACCUGUUUUGUUCUCAUACAUGAACUGGGCUUUACUGUUUCUUCCUUUCAUUCCUUUUUUCGUGUUGUUCUGCAACGUUGUCGAAAAUGGGAGCCGAGACGAUCUCAAAAGACUGGAAAUAUUUGUUCAAUCCAUCGGGGCCGCGUCAGAGGACCCUGGUCUAGCAGAUCACUAUCAGCUCUUCGGGGCUUUUUACAACGCCGCGCAACAAUACACGGAUAGCAGAACCGAUAUACUUUUGCCGAAGCAGACGAGAGAGGAGCUGGACCAAUGGAUGGAGUCAUACCUGAGUCCGCUUGGCCUGCAAGGACAGAUGAACUUCGCUCAGCCAUCUCAGGGCGAUAUCGAGGGCGAUGGAGUGCAAAUGUCGUCACAAGGUGGGCCAAUUAUCAUGGCAGGUGCUUCGACAGACGAGAGCGGACUUGUCCACUACCAUGGGUAUCCGGCUGAGCAACUUCAGAACUUGAACUGGUUCGGGAUGAAUCAGCAGCACUCGAUGGACAUGAUGAACAUUGACAGCUCAUAG
Messenger RNA from Verticillium nonalfalfae, 1710 nucleotides. RefSeq lists its product as uncharacterized. The transcript is spliced from 9 exons. Bases 1 to 1710 code for a protein of 569 amino acids. The record is from RefSeq and is a predicted model, not a curated record. NCBI's taxonomy places the organism in Eukaryota, Fungi, Ascomycota, Sordariomycetes, Glomerellales, Plectosphaerellaceae.